Cucumis sativus (cucumber) is the source of this 1789-nucleotide messenger RNA. RefSeq names its product probable auxin efflux carrier component 1d. The record is from RefSeq and is a predicted model, not a curated record. The coding region runs from base 250 to 1509 and encodes 419 amino acids. The transcript is spliced from 5 exons. Gene Ontology annotation, biological process: auxin polar transport; auxin export across the plasma membrane. Gene Ontology annotation, cellular component: plasma membrane; endoplasmic reticulum. Gene Ontology annotation, molecular function: auxin efflux transmembrane transporter activity. NCBI's taxonomy places the organism in Eukaryota, Viridiplantae, Streptophyta, Magnoliopsida, Cucurbitales, Cucurbitaceae.
UGAUUUAUAAAUAUAUACUCUAAAGUAUGAAACAUUUUCUUAAAACUAAAAUCCAAUUAUGAGAUAAGAGAUGUGAAGUUGAAUUAAAACUGGACAAUACACUCAACCGUUAUUCUUUUUAUUUAAGAGAGAGAGGGAGAGUUACAUGCAAUUUUGGAAGCCUAUAAAUAUAAAUGUUAUCUUUCUUCUCUCUUCACUAUCUCUAAAAAAUUCCUCCAUUAUCACCACCUUCAAACUGCCUCUAUAGCCAUGAUUGCCGGCAAGGAUGUUAUCAACAUUCUCAGCGCAAUCGUCCCAAUGUACUUCCCACUAACAAUAGCCUACAUUACUGUACGGUGGUUCAACCUCUUCACCCCCGACCAAUCCGCCGGAAUCAGCCGCUUCGUUAGAACCCUCGCCAUUCCAUUCCUCUGCUUCCAAGUAAUCUCUUCCAACAAUCUCCUUACCAUUAAUCUCAAACUCUUCGCCGCCGAUUCACUUCAGAAGCUUAUUUCCCUCGCCGCUCUGUUCCUCUGGAAAUUGCUCUGUACCAACGCCUCUCUCGAUUGGAUGAUUACUCUCUUCUCUCUCUCUUCUCUUCCCAAUACGCUCAUCAUCGGCCUUCCAAUGACGACGGCGAUGUACGGCCAAGGUUCGGUUGGUUUCAUGAUUCAGACUCUGGUUUUUCAGAACGCCAUUUGGAUCAAUGUGUUGAUUGUUCUGUUCGAGUAUAGGGCUGCGAGAAUGAUUGUGGCGGCGGAGGAGGAUCGGAGGGGUGGUGGUGGAGAGUGUGGUUUGGUGGAUUUAAAUGGAUUGAAACAGGUUUUUCCAGAUAAAACAGAGGUGAGUGUUGGGUGUGUUGAUGGCGAUGGUGAAGUUGGAAGUGAAGGUAAUGGUAAUGGUGGUUUUCCGGUGAAAGAGAUAGUUUCGGCCGACGGCGAUGGUGGUUCUAGACAUAUAGGGGUGAUUGUAGAGGCUGAGAAGGAAAAUGAUCAAUCGGAGGAUACUUUUUCCUCCAAAGGAGGAAGAAGUGGAAUGACAAAACUUGUAGUUUACAUGGUGUGGAAGAAGAUUAGAAGAAAUCCCAUUACUUAUUCAAGUUUAGUUGGCAUCAUUUGGUCUCUCCUAUCAUUCAAGUAUGACAUAAAAAUGCCUACAGUGUUGCAAAGAUGCGUAUUAAUGUUAUCAGACACAGGCCAAGCUCUCUCCAUGUUCACCUUAGGCAUUUUCAUGGCAACACAACCAAACAUCAUUGCUUGUUCGCUGUCCGAAGCUGCCUCCGCCAUGCUUGUUCGGUUCCUCGUUAGUCCCAUGCUCAUAGCUGCCAUUUCCAAACUCAUCAACCUUCGUGGGAUUGCAUUGCAUACCGCUAUUAUUCAGGCUGCUUUUCCUCAAGGAGUUGUUUCAUUUGUAUUGGCUAAGGAAUACAAUGUUCAUCCAAACGUACUAAGUACUUCGGUGGUUGUUGGAAUGUUGAUUGCCUUCCCAAUAAUUCUGUGUUAUUAUCUGCUUCUGGGGGCCAUUUUUUAAACAAAAGCAAAAACUGGAAGUCCUGAAGAGUUAUUAAAAGCUGAGAUUUUGGGCACUCCAAUUAAAUUGUGUUUGUAGACACACACUAUGUAUUAUUGUCUCUAUCUAAUGUAUACUUUGUUUAAUUCCAUUCCUCACAUAUGUUACCUUACAUAUUGGAUUUUAUUUUUAUGUACAAUGUUCUAAAUUGUGAUGCUUUUGUAUUUGUGUACAAACUCUUCUUUUAAUAUCAAAUUCAAACUAUAGCUAAGUAAAUGAAGGCUACUACCGUCUUUGUAUA